This is a messenger RNA of Clarias gariepinus (North African catfish), 1542 nucleotides long. It is a transcript of the gene nsg2, whose product is annotated as neuronal vesicle trafficking associated 2. Gene Ontology annotation, molecular function: clathrin light chain binding. The record is from RefSeq and is a predicted model, not a curated record. Gene Ontology annotation, biological process: G protein-coupled dopamine receptor signaling pathway; clathrin coat assembly; endosomal transport. Lineage: Eukaryota; Metazoa; Chordata; Actinopteri; Siluriformes; Clariidae. Bases 245 to 799 code for a protein of 184 amino acids. Gene Ontology annotation, cellular component: membrane; endosome. The transcript is spliced from 5 exons.
AUCCCUCUAGCGGUGUCGCCCCGGAAGUGCUGAGGAGACGCUGUGCGGCUGGAGCGUCACCCCGGAGCCCGCUGUCUUACCUCCUCUCCUCCCCUCCUCUCCUCCUCCUCCUCCAUACUGCCUCCUCUCCUCCUCCUCCUCCUCCAUACUGCCUCCUUCCUCUGCACAUCUGCGCGUCUCGGUCUCCGCCCGACCGCCUUCAGCACAAACACCUCGCAUCUUUGGCUGGUGAAAAAAGAUAAAGAUGGUUAAACUUGGGAGUAAUCUACAGGACAAAGGGAUUAAAGCAGUGAAUGUUGAAGAUGGAUUUCAGACUGUUCCCCUUAUCACGCCCUUGGAUGUUACUAAUCUUCAGUAUCAAGCACCAGACAAGGUUGUAGUAAAGACAAGAACUGAGUACCAGACAGAGCAGAAGAACAAGGCCAAGAUGAAGGUGCCUAAGGUGGAGGAGUACACCAUAAGCUUCACUGAUGGGGUGUCAGAGAGACUGAAGGUCACAAUCCUAAUUGUACUGGCUUUGGCUUUUCUUGCCUGCAUAGUAUUUUUAGUGGUGUACAAGGCAUUCACUUAUGAUCACACCUGUCCAGAUGGCUUUGUGUACAAGCAUAAGAGAUGCAUCCCAGCAUCCCUUGAGGCCUACUACACUGCACAGGAUGCUCACUCUCGUGGCCGCUUCUACACGGUGAUCAGCCAUUAUAGCAGCAUGGCUAAGCAGACCAUGUCACGCUCUGUCUCACCAUGGCUUCCAAACGCUAAUGUCCAGCAUGACGAUAAACCACCCAAUCCCGUCAGCCAAUGAGUCUCCUUAUGCUGAUUCUUCAGUGGCCAUGUCUGCUUUUUUCCUCCCCCUGACUUACCCAAUAUUUUUUUGUUUUCAUUUGUAUGAGUUAUUUAUUUAUGACUCUCUUUAUUGUAUCAAGUAAUUGUUUGUACGAAGGUGUGCGUCUGUGACGCAUGUCCAAAGCGAAGGUCCCAUAAGAAGCCUUGUUGUUUCAUGACUGUCUGAUUCACUGUAAAUGGCAUGCCUCAGAUACUGUAUGGGAUUUUUUGUGCUUUUUUCCCAAGCAUACUGUUUUGUGGUUUUUGUCCAGACUGGGAAAUAUAAAUAACAAUAAAAAUAAAUAAAAAAAUAAAGAAAACAUAUACUGAUAACAAAAUACAUGGUAAAUGUAUGUUAUGGUUCCUCCUUUGAGCCUAAGUGUAAAUAGCCCAUGAGAAGUAAGAUCCAGUGUCUGUGUUGCCAUAGGAGACAUUGUAAGAUUAUUACUGUUUCUGAUUAGAAGCCAUUGGAGCUUUGUGUUUCACUUUAGCCAGCAGCCUGUGUUCGAUCUGAGGAGAAUGACCCAGGGACAAAAUACCCAUUGCUCUGGGAUGUGAAGUCCCUGACUGCUACUGCUAUGUUUAGUCAUACAUCUGUGCCAUUAUUGCUUUUCUUAUUAUUUGCUGUCAGUUAAAAUAAUUAUAUAUUGUGCUCAAUGCUAGUUAAUAUGUAGCAGCCUUGACGAUUGGAUUCUGUAGCCUUCAGGUUUAAAACAAUAAAGA